CGGCAAGUUCCCAUUUCAGUUUUUCAGGUCUUUCGCUUCCGGUUAACCAUGCCGUUCAAGAGGUUCGUUGAAACGGGCCGCGUCGCCUAUGUCAGCGAUGGGCCCCAUGAAGGCAAACUUGUCACAAUUGUUGACAUAAUUGAUCAAAACAGGGUGUUGGUUGAUGGACCGGCUGCAAAUAUACCCCGUGGUCAGAUGCGCCUUAGCCAAUUACACCUGACGAAAUUCCGUCUACGUUUUCCGUUCACUGGCUCGACUCGUGUUGUACGCAAGGCAUGGUCUGAUGGAAAAAUUGAUGAGAAAUGGAGCGAGUCCAUGUGGGCACAAAAAGUAGAAGCCAAGAAAAAGCGGGCUGCCCUCAGUGACUUUGACCGAUUCAAGCUGCGCAAAGCUAGACAGGUCAGAAAUAAGUUGAGGACACAUGCGUUCUUGAAGAUUAAGAAAAAGUCGAGGAAAGGAACUAAGGCUGCCGUUACAGCACCUAAACCUGGCGCAAAGAAGCCUGCAGCCAAGAAGCCCGAAAAGAAAUAAUUGUACAACCUUUCGAAAUAAAUCCAUACCAUAAAAAGUA
Molecule: messenger RNA, 571 nt
Organism: Neodiprion fabricii
Lineage: Eukaryota; Metazoa; Arthropoda; Insecta; Hymenoptera; Diprionidae
Gene: RpL14
Product: 60S ribosomal protein L14
Exons: 4
Coding region: 49-531 (160 amino acids)
Biological process (GO): translation; ribosomal large subunit biogenesis
Cellular component (GO): cytosolic large ribosomal subunit; ribosome
Molecular function (GO): RNA binding; structural constituent of ribosome
Source: RefSeq, a predicted model, not a curated record